Molecule: messenger RNA, 378 nt
Organism: Pediculus humanus corporis (human body louse)
Lineage: Eukaryota; Metazoa; Arthropoda; Insecta; Psocodea; Pediculidae
Exons: 2
Coding region: 1-378 (125 amino acids)
Source: RefSeq, a predicted model, not a curated record
AUGAUCUACUACAAUAAACAUCAAACAUAUCUGCCUCCUUUAAUAAUAUGUUUACUUCUGAUAGCUCAAGCUAAUUAUUUAUCAGGGCACAGAAGUAGGCAUACGGAUAUAGAAUCAUCGGAUGAUAAGAAAACAAAUUCGGAUUCGUUUGGUACGAAAACGAAAGGGAAACACUGGACGGAAAAGUGGGAAACGAAUCAUUAUAAAAAUGGUGAAAAAAAAAAAACAAGAGAAAACGUACAAAAGGAACCGUAUUUGGAUGAGAAAAUCAAAUGGAAAAUUAACGAGGAUAGAAAUAAUAACCAGAAUCUCAGAGUUUCUUUUAUUUUUCCCCCCUUUCGAAACCCCCCUCCCUUCGUAGCACCACUUUGCUUUUAA